Colletotrichum destructivum is the source of this 708-nucleotide messenger RNA. Its product is annotated as Putative isochorismatase. Bases 1 to 708 code for a protein of 235 amino acids. The transcript is spliced from 2 exons. Lineage: Eukaryota; Fungi; Ascomycota; Sordariomycetes; Glomerellales; Glomerellaceae. The record is from RefSeq and is a predicted model, not a curated record.
AUGGCUGCCUCAUCAAACUUUGCACUCGAGAAGACUGCGGUUGUUCUCAUAGAUCCGUAUAACGACUUCCUCCACCCCGAAGGCAAGCUCUUCCCCGCGGUGCAAGAGUCCCUCACAGCUACGGACACUGUCGCCCACCUCAAGACACUCGUGGCGGCGGCCCGAAGCCGUCGGGUCCCGAUCUUUUACGCCCUGCACCAGCACUGGAGGGAGGGAAUCUUUGACGGGUGGCGACAUGUCAACCCAGCGGCUGCAAAGGCCACGGGCAUCUUCCAGGAAGGCGGCUGGGGGGUGGAGAUUCUCGAGGGAUUGCAGCCGGACUUGAGCGGGAACAGAGACGUGGUUGUCAGCAAGCAUUGGAACAGCAGGUAUUGUUUUCGUGGACAGGUUCUCUCCAGAUGUCAUGUACAAAACACUGACGGGGCCGCCUUUGCGCUUAUUAGCGGUUUCGCCAACACUGAUCUUGACUACCAACUUCGCCAACGCGGAUUCUCCCACUUGGUUCUUGCCGGCAUGACAGCCAACACAUGCUAUGAGUCUACGGCACGGUACGCCAGAGAGCUGACCGAUGCGACCGCUGGGUUCAGCACGGCGGCAAAGGAUGCCGCGACGAAUCUUGUCUGGCCUCUGAUCGCUGAGCGUAUCAUGACGGUCGAUGAGUAUAUCUCCCAAAUGGAGGAAAGCACCACAGAAGAGACGAAGAAGUGA